Torulaspora delbrueckii is the source of this 2424-nucleotide messenger RNA. RefSeq names its product Snf5p (gene SNF5). Gene Ontology annotation, biological process: regulation of transcription by RNA polymerase II; chromatin remodeling. Gene Ontology annotation, molecular function: transcription coregulator activity. Lineage: Eukaryota; Fungi; Ascomycota; Saccharomycetes; Saccharomycetales; Saccharomycetaceae. Bases 1 to 2424 code for a protein of 807 amino acids. Gene Ontology annotation, cellular component: SWI/SNF complex; nucleus; nuclear chromosome. The transcript has a single exon. The record is from RefSeq and is a predicted model, not a curated record.
AUGAAUGGAGGAAAUGGUGGUAACGGCCAAGACGAGCCGUCUUUAGACAACCCAGGGGAAGCUGCGAACGCCAAUCCAUUCAGUAACAUAGGUACGCCAUCCUUCAACUUAUCGCAGAUACCGCGGAAUGUGCUACAAAAUCUAACCCCAGCACAAGUCCAAAUGAUUCAGCAAAGACACAGGCAGUUACUGAUGAAUCGAUUCCAGCAACAGCAAGUGCAAAAUAGACAGCAAUCGCUCAAUUCACACGGCCAUCAACAACUACAGCAGACCCAGGCCCAGGCAAGGGCCCAAGCACAAGCGAGAGCUCAAGCACAGGCAAGAGCAAUGGCACAAGCACAAGCCCAAGCUCAGGCAAAUCGCCAAUCGGCCCCACAACAACAAAUGCAUAUGGGACAGCAAUCUAUGCAAUCGCCAGGAAUGUCCAUGGGUCAACAAUCGGAUGCAAGAACACCUGGUAUGACACAGGCUGGUAUAGACCAAACAGCCUCUACUGCAAGUGCUCGACAGGCAGGAAUGCAGCCUCAGCAAGUACGCAAUCCAGCGGCUUCUCAAGCGCCUAUCAACUUACCGCCUCAAAUAGCUAGGUUACCUCUGCCGAUGCAGCAGCAAGUCCUCAAUACGUUAAAACAACAGGCAAUAGCGAAGAACAAUCCAGCCGCUGUGGCGGCGAUUACCAUGGCUCAGCAGCAUCUUCAACAGCAAUUACAGCAACAGGAACAGUCCCAGGGCUCUCCAAUACAGCCAGGUGUGGAAUCUCCAAUGAAUAUGCAGGCUCCCCAAUCUCAAAACAUACCUGUUCAGCAUGGUGCGAGCCCUCAGAUCCCAUCACAAUCAAUGCCAAUACCGCCACAACAGUCACAGCAGCAACAGCAACCGAUGAGAGUUCCCAGUAACUUGAUGCAAGUGCCUCGUCCAAAAUUUGACUUGCCAAAGUAUCAGACAAUAAAGUUUGAACCACCAGAGGAUAAAUUGCCAUAUCCAACGUAUUGGUCAGAUCAAAAACCGACAACAGACAUUCUACUUUAUGAGCAAAUUACCCAGCGUGACAAAACCAACAAGUCUGACCUGGCGAAGGAAACAAAUGGGUAUGAACCAUUCAGUAUUUAUGGGUUCAGUAAUAAAGAGUACUUAGGCAAGCUCUGGCACACGCUAAAAUACUACCAAGAACUGAAGGCGACAAGGAUGAAAUCGAUCACAAAUGCUUCACAGAAUAUUCCAUCCGCUAGCAUUUGGGGAAAUGGUUACUCUGGCUACGGUAAUGGUGUAACAAAUUCUGUGAGGCAAGUUAUCGCGGAAUCUCCUAUCGAUGGUCGGAAACACGUUUAUCAAGACAGACUAAAAAUCUACGAGCAAGCAAUGCACGAGGAGAGCGAAGAGUUGGUUCCCAUACGACUUGAAUUCGACUACGAGCGUGAUAAAUUCUUUCUACGAGAUACACUCUUGUGGAAUAAAAACGACUCUAUUUUAAAAAUUGAAGAUUUCGUGGAAGAUAUGAUGAAGGAUUACCGGUAUGCACCUCUAAUAAGGGAUCAAUUUAAUGAAACAAUCUGCCAAUCCAUGAAAGAGCAAAUUUUGGAGUUUCAAUCUAAUCCAUACCUCGAUUUGGAUGAAGAGCGUAGGGGCGGAGAUGAUAUGCGAAUAAUGAUAAAAAUCGAUAUCGUCGUUGGGCAACAUCAGUUACUGGAUAAUUUUGAAUGGGAUAUAUCUAAUCCAGAAAACUGUCCUGAAGAGUUUGCUGAGAGUAUGUGCAGGGAACUGUCAUUACCAGGGGAGUUUGUAACUGCUGUGGCUCAUUCGAUUAGAGAGCAAGUUCACAUGUAUCACAAAACUUUGGCGCUCUUGGGCCACAAUUUCGACGGAUCUGUGGUAGACGAUGACGAAGUCCGGAGUAGAGUAUUACCGGUAAUAACGGUCGAUGAUGUUUUCAGAGCGCCUUCCGAUGCUAAGAUAUACACACCUAACCUAUUCCAAAUCUCAGCCGCGGAGCUAGAAAGACUAGAUAAGGAUAAGGAUAGAGAUACGAGACGUAAGAGGAGGCAGGGACGAUCGGGCAGGCGCGGCGUCGUUGUUCACAAUGGAAGUACCAGUAAUUUAGCCGGCACUCAGGCUUCCAUCGGAGGCCCUAACGCAAACGCACUUACAGGAGCAAAUGCGGCAGUGGAGGUUUCGGUGCCAGAUAUUGCCGACGUUCCCAGAACCUUCCGCACACCUAUUCCAAGCACCAUACUCCCUGGCGGUAUAGAUUUGGGACCACCGGUUGGAUCCUACGAGCUAAGAACUACAACAGAACAUAAAAUCAGACCAGCGCUACCAAUUGGCAAUCAAGCACCCUGUCAGGUUAUUGAUCACAUACCUGGCAGCUCUUUACUCAUAUGCAUAAAACUCAAGCCGAAGGAAAAGGGCAGGAUGAGCAAGAGGUGA